Molecule: messenger RNA, 222 nt
Organism: Spirodela intermedia
Lineage: Eukaryota; Viridiplantae; Streptophyta; Magnoliopsida; Alismatales; Araceae
Source: the annotation of a GenBank genome assembly
AUGAAGCUGGGGGAGUGGUGCGAGAGGAACACGAAGAGGCCGGAGUUUCUGGAAAUAAUCCCAGGGGAGAUGUGGGAUCUGGUGGAGAGGUGCCUGACGGUUAACCCUAGGCUGCGGAUCAGCGCGGAGGAGGCUCUGCAGCACGAGUUCUUCGCCCCCUGCAGAGACGUCCUCCGGAAGCAGAGGCUGCUCCGGCAGAGCUCCGGCCACCGCUCCCUGUGA